AUGGCUGGCCCUGGCGGUGGUCCUCCUCGUCGCAGUCACACCAAGUCUCGCAAAGGCUGUGAUACGUGCAAGCGUCGUCACAUCCGCUGCGAUGAGAGCUUCCCUCAAUGCCGCAACUGCACCAAGCACAAGAUCCGUUGCCCGUACAACGAUGUGCAGGUUCCUGAUGCUGGUCGCUCAACCACGCCGGACAAGCCCGAUCUCAUGUGGACACCCCAGAUCGAGGCUGCUAUUGGCGAAUGGCAGAGGACUGGCAUGUUCCCCUUCCCAACGCUCCGCAUCUUCCCAGCUCCCAUGCCGCACAUGUUCUCCCUUGAGGACCUUCGGUUGAUCUACCACGUUGCCUCUCUGUACUAUCAGCUGGCGGCGUAUGAAGCCAACAACUUCACCUUGUGGACCCGUCAUAUCCCGACUCUGCUCAAGAUCGGCGCGACUACUCCCUAUGUGAUGCAUGCGCUGCUGGCAUUCUCCGCCAUGCACAUCGCCUUUUUGACCGACUGCCCUCUGGUCGGUAGCAUGGCGUUUGAGCAUAGGGGCAAGGCCUUGAGCGGUUUGCAUACUGCCAUUGGCUCCUUCUCUCGCGCUACGUCCGACGCCAUCCUGGCGGCAUCCCUGGUGCUAUCGUGGCAGGCCACCGAUUGGCGCAGCUGGACCCAGCUCAUGCAGGGUACUUCGACGGUGAUUGAUGCAAUGGACGCAUGGAAGCACGAGUCUGAGUUCACAGACUUUAUCGCUGAGAGCAGCACGUUCCCAACGGCUCCGGCUUCUCCGGACCCUGAACGCCGGGUUCAUCAGCCCCAGAAGGAUGACAUCGAGGCCUAUCAGCGAACGCUGGAGCAGGUCAUCAAGGUUGAGGCUCAUCUGAAGCACUUCAAGGAAGACACAACUCAGAUGCAGCACUUGAUCGGCUUCCUCAAGGGGUCUCGCAAGAUCAGCUCCACUCUUCCCAUCGCCCAACAGUUUGAGCGCCUCCAGCCCCUGCGGACUUGGCUUUUCUGGGUACCUGUUGGCUACAUUCAGACCUACCAGUGCUCCCCCAACUCCCUGGUUGCCAUUGCCCACUUGUACACGGCGGCCCUGCUGAUGGAGCGGCUCUUCCCCGAGAUUGGCGCGGCCUAUUUUGGUAGCCUGUCCAUGACCCCCAUUGAGGAGAUAGCCCGGCGGCUAAUGUCCAUCAAUGUCGCGAGCACUGGCGUCAAGAACUCGUACCAGACGCCGCUCACGCUCAUGGAGUUUCCCAUUGACACUGUCAGUGAGUUCCGGUCCCGCAUGGGCUGGAUGAGCCCGCAGAGGACCCCUUCGUUCCCUACGUUCCAUCCGCCCAAUUUCCAUCUGCGCGAGGAGGUGCCAAUGGUCCCUGCAACGGAGUCCUACAUGCCAUAUGGGAACCCUGCCUUUAGCUAUAGCGCUGAGAGCAUGCCAAUGCUCAACAGCCCUACCGCGCCCGGCCCCCAUGAGUCUCUCAGCCCGCUGGUCAUCUCGUCUCCGUAUCUGAGCCACCAGUACCUGAACGUGCCGUCUCCGUCCUUUGGAGUUGCCUACAGCCCGGCAUCGUCAACCUUUGAGGCGUCCCUUGCAUACAGCGAUUCGGAAGAGUACGGUGGGUAUGAAAUGCGAGGCUUCCAUCCCGGCCAAUCGCCCACAUUCGAGGAUGCGCAAUGCGCCGGCAGCAGCAGCUACCCCGUCGGGUUCGUUACUCCCCAGCAGUCCGUGUGGAUCUAGUGUCCUCUAGAUAGGCUCCCACACACUCGACUCUCCAACCCCGGCUCGAGGAAGCACAAUCGGAUUGACCGUUGCCACUCAGGAAUUCCAGAACUCAAUCAGCGUACCCGCCUCCGGAUGGUUCGUCUAUUGCGCCGCCUCUUCCGCCAGCUCCGUCUCCCUCUCCGUACCAGUACCAGGACACGCUCGGCAUGCUUCCUCUUCCUGAGUCUCCGGUUCCGCUGUCCAGCACGCCGCAUCACCGACACCGUCAAACCGUUUCGGUCUCUUCCGCGCCGCACCCUCCGUCUCCGCUGUCGCGCGUGCCUUUGACUCCCGGCUCUUCGGGAUUUGAUGGCAAGGGCAAACAGCGGGCGAUGUGAUGAUGGGCAUCCUCCUCAUCCUCCUCCUCUCUCCUCCUCCUCUCCGUGAUCGACCUUUUUGCAGCUGGGAUCUGCUUCCUCCUCUUCCUCUUCUCUUGAUUUCGACGCAGACGCAAAUGUACAACAUUCCUUAACACGCUCGCUACUACCAUGAAACAACAACGACUGAAUGGGCCUUGUUUUUGCACCUUCUUUUUCGCUCUCGCCAGCACACAGUCUGCCUGAGCCCAACGCCCGAACGACACUCCUUUAGAAUUCUCGAGUUGAUCUCGACUGAAACAAUCCUUUUACGACACGAAUAAUUACCAACUAACUAUUAAUGUAUUAUCUAAUACGCGACGCUCCUUUCGAAAUGAUACCCUCCAGCUUAAUCGACAAUCCUUUAGACGAAGAUACCCACAAACUACACACACUCCUUUUAUGAAAUUACGUUAUGACGAACAUCUGAUCGACAUAGAGUCACUCCUUUUAUGGGAUAUACAAAAAAUGGUAUAUGGGCGAAUUGAAUAUCACACUGCAUAGCGACUGUUUAUUUCUGUGCUGCAUUAUGCACAUUGUUGUGGAUAGAAACAUGGCGUUUUCCCGGCGUUCAAACGAACAAAUAGUGGGGAAGUUUUGGAUCUUGGUUAUGUUUGAAACUUGGCCUUUGAUUUAUGUUUUUUGAUUUAUUUUUUAGGAAAAGGGCCGCUCAGUGUGGGUAUGAUGGGCAUAAAGUGCCGAUGAAGAAAAUGGAAGGGGAGCGUGCCAGGGCUUUUGUGUGUUAAUAGCUGUUGUAAAGCUGCAUUGACAAUGCUUCAGCGACGAUGCUUGUGGAUGAUUCAAGCUCUGCCUUUAGCAGGCAUCUUGGAUUGGGAUUAAUACUAUUAUGUUCGGUGUG
Trichoderma virens Gv29-8 is the source of this 2961-nucleotide messenger RNA. RefSeq lists its product as uncharacterized. The record is from RefSeq and is a predicted model, not a curated record. The transcript has 7 exons. Lineage: Eukaryota; Fungi; Ascomycota; Sordariomycetes; Hypocreales; Hypocreaceae. Gene Ontology annotation, biological process: regulation of transcription by RNA polymerase II. Bases 1 to 1722 code for a protein of 573 amino acids. Gene Ontology annotation, molecular function: DNA-binding transcription factor activity, RNA polymerase II-specific; zinc ion binding.